UCUUCGCUGCUUUUGCUACGCAAGGCCUUGGGUUGGGCUUUCUCUCUCCUUCUUUCUCUCCCCUUCUUUCUCUCCCUCAAGCUGCUCAAGCUGCUCAACCUCCAUAUCCAGCUACCUCAGACCAAGCUCCUUCUCUGUGUCCAUGGCAGAUCCAGCCUCUAAACAUUAAAAUUUUAAAUCUUUCCUUUAAAGGUUUCUGCUUCUCUCAAAUCUCAUAUCCGGAUCCGUACAGCAUUUCUCAGCUCGAGCUCACACUACUUAAACCAGGCUCCGAGCUUCGUUUUGCUUCAUGGGUUCGAAAAGAAGCAAGUCCGAUUCACCGGACCCGGACGAGCCGAACCAGGUCGGGUCGGAUUUUCCAGACGAGGUUUUGGAGCAGGUCCUCGGCAUGGUGAAGUCCCGCAAGGACCGGAGCUCGGUCUCGCUGGUGUGCAAGGACUGGUACGAUGCGGAGCGGUGGUCCCGCCGCCAAGUGUUCAUCGGAAAUUGCUACUCGGCGUCGCCGGAGAUAGUGACCCGGCGGUUUCGGAGCAUCCGGAGCGUGACCCUGAAAGGGAAGCCCCGGUUCUCGGACUUCAAUCUGGUUCCUCCGAACUGGGGCAGCGAUGUUCAGCCUUGGCUGGAGGUGUUUGCCAGCGAAUACCGGCUUCUGGAGGAGCUGAGGCUGAAGAGGAUGACGGUGACUGAUGAGAGCCUUGAGUUCUUGGCUGUUUCGUUUCCUGGGUUCAAAGCUCUCUCGCUUCUCAGCUGUGAUGGGUUCAGCACAGAUGGCCUCGCAGCCAUUGCCACUCACUGCAAGAAUUUGACUGAGCUGGACAUACAGGAGAAUGAAAUUGAUGAUAAAAGUGGCGGAUGGCUAAGUUGCUUCCCCGAAACUUUCACAUAUUUGGAAAUACUAAACUUUGCCAGCCUCAAUAGCGAUGUCAAUUUCGAUGCUCUUGAGAAACUUGUACGCAGGUGCAAAUCAUUUAAGGUGUUGAAGGUUAAUAAAAAUGUAACCUUGGAACAGCUACAGAGGCUUCUUACCCAUGCUCCUCAGCUUCUGGAGCUAGGCACUGGCUCAUUUUUGCAAGAGCUCACUGCCUGUCAGAAUUCACAACUUGAAAGAGCAUUUAGCAAUUGCAAUAAUUUACACACGCUCUCUGGUUUAUGGGAAGCAACGGCCCUUUAUCUUCCAGCUCUGUAUCCUGCAUGUACAAAUCUCACUUUCUUGAAUUUGAGUUAUUCUGCUUUGCAAAGUUGGGAACUUGCUAAGCUUCUUGCUCAUUGCCCACGUCUGCGGCGCCUUUGGGUCCUGGACACAGUGGAAGACAAAGGGUUGGAGGCUGUCGGAUCUAACUGUCCUUUGAUUGAGGAACUCCGUGUUUUCCCUUCUGAUCCUUAUGGUGAUGAUAUUAUCCAUGGGGUGACUGAAUCUGGGUUUGUUGCUGUGUCUUAUGGCUGCCGAAGACUCCGCUAUGUCCUCUACUUUUGUCGGCAGAUGACUAAUGCAGCUGUAGCAACGGUUGUAAAAAACUGCCCUGAUUUCACCCACUUUCGUCUCUGUAUAAUGAACCCAAGGCAACCAGAUCACAUAACAAAUGAGCCCAUGGAUGAGGGUUUUGGUGCAGUGGUGAAGACUUGCACUAAACUCCAAAGGCUUGCAGUUUCAGGUUUAUUGACUGACCGCACAUUUGAAUACAUUGGAGAAUAUGCUAAGAAUUUGGAAACGCUUUCAGUAGCUUUCGCUGGAAAAAGUGAUUGGGGGAUGCAGUGUGUGCUGAAUGGUUGUCCAAAGCUCAAGAAACUUGAGAUAAGAGACUGCCCAUUCGGGAACGCGGCUUUGCUCUCAGGUUUUGAGAAGUAUGAAUCUAUGAGAUCACUUUGGAUGUCAGCCUGCAAUGUGACAAUGAACGCGUGUCGGCUAUUGGCAAGUGAGAUGCCAAGAUUGAAUGUUGAGGUAAUGAAGGAUGAUGGGAAUGAUGAUGAUCAGGCUGAUAAAGUCUAUGUUUACCGUUCUGUUGCUGGGUCAAGAAGGGAUGCCCCACCUUUUGUUCUCACUUUCUGAAGGUUGAAAACCUAUUGUGCUUACCCUUUGAAGCUUACAAAAUACAUGGUACCUUCCGUCAUCAGGUUACAUGGUCUUUAAUAUCCUGCUAAGGGAUGAAACUAUUUCAUGAGCCCUGCCUCUGUGCGCUUGUUCAGGCUGUUCAUGUUUUUCUAUCAUCAAUCCACCAGUUCCUAUGAUCUAAGACCAAUAUUGUUCAUACAACCUCAAGUUUCUGCAGAGGACAUUUAAAGACAUUGGAUUUGAUAAUUUUACUUUGGUUCAGCUUAAUAAAUGGAAAGUUGAGAAAACGAAGGAUGAUAAAUUACUGAACUUGGAAUUUGUUCAUUUAUUAUGAUAUACAAAUUCAAGGAGAACAGGAAGGCAGUAAAGAUUUAUGAAGCAGAGCUUUAUGCCUUCACAGCUUCCAAUGGCGGGAUCCUAUUUGCAUCAGCAGCAAGAUUGACCGUACCCCUGAAAAGCAAGAAUGCAAGGCUACCAAUCAAGAAAUGAAUGAAGCAGCCUUGGCUGUGUGUCACAAACGAACCAAAAUCUGUUCCUACUAUGCACUGCCACCCAGUCCCGUAUGACUCAUCAAAUUCCUGCAUGGAAACAAGCACAGAAAAAGACACAUGAAUUUCAAAUGAUUUAGUGAUGAUUCAGUGCUGAGGAUAAUACUGGAAAGAGGAGCUGACCUUCUUUAUGAAUUGGGCGAUUUCGGUAGGCUCAGUGAUAUCGAAUAUAUCGAGAGCCUUUGCAGCUAAAUGGAGCGCGUCUUGCUGCAUUGUUUGAAGCAUGUCAGUCUCGUUAAUGACGGCUUUGCCUUCUAACAUGGCUGCAGAAAACCUGCCUUUGAGUUGCUUAUGUUGAGAUUGGUGAAAGAGCUAAAAGCAGAUGAAGCAGUCUAGAUUGAAGACAUAGGCAACCGGGCUAUAUGGAAAUUGGAACUUUGAGUUUCUACGCAAGUCCAGGCUUUCCGAUCAUUCUCAAAGAAUUAAUGCAAUGGAAUAAAGCCUGGUGGUCAGGAAACGGACAAGCUGAUUGGUCAUGUAAGAUGGGGACAUGGAAGAUGCAUUGCUAGUGCACUUGUUCUUGCAUCUGGUUUGAUCAAUGGCUCAGAAUCUGCGGUAGCAAAGGGCAUUUUUAGUUUGGGGUCCACAUUAUCUUGGAGAUGCAGGACGUAUGUGGUUGCAUAACGAAGACACUUCCCGUGAGUGUCAUGGAUUAUGUUGUGAGGUUGUUAAUGAGUUAUCUGUUUGCUUGUACUUCUGUUUACUUUUCUUCUCUUUGUUGAUGCGAAGACCUUUUAGCUUCUGACAGAUUCAGGUUCAUGGGAAAAGAACCUGAAGAAGUUAUCAAUAAAACAGAAAAUUGCUUCUCAUUCAGGUCCUCUGCUUGCAUCAAUGA
Molecule: messenger RNA, 3433 nt
Organism: Prunus mume (Japanese apricot)
Lineage: Eukaryota; Viridiplantae; Streptophyta; Magnoliopsida; Rosales; Rosaceae
Product: protein TRANSPORT INHIBITOR RESPONSE 1-like
Biological process (GO): SCF-dependent proteasomal ubiquitin-dependent protein catabolic process
Cellular component (GO): SCF ubiquitin ligase complex
Molecular function (GO): protein binding
Source: RefSeq, a predicted model, not a curated record